UCCCACUCAACCUUUCAAUUAUUUAUACUCUCUCACCACUGCAACAUUUUCUCCAUCUUUUCUUACUUAUUUUCAAUGGAGGGAAACUCAAGAAGAAGAACUAUUUUAUUUUUCUUUACCUUCGCCAUUUCCCUCUCUCUCUUCACCAUCGCAGCUUCACUCGAUUACCAAACUCUCGUCGUCAACUCACUCCCCGGCCACCCCACUCUACAAUGGACCGACGAACCCGACUCGGAAACCCUAGCCGCUUCCGAGUCAGAAACUCCCGACUCCGCCACUUUCUCCGUUCAGUUGCACCACAUAGACGCAUUGUCCUCCAACUCCACUCCCGACUCCCUCUUCGCCACCAGGCUUGAACGGGACGCUACACGUGUCAAUGCUAUAUCAUCUCUCGCUCAAUCUGCAGCAGCCGGUGGACCCGUCGGAACUGGAUUUAGUAGCUCAGUUAUCUCCGGUCUGGCUCAAGGCAGCGGCGAGUACUUCACGCGCAUAGGCGUUGGUACGCCUGCCAGAUAUGUAUACAUGGUGCUCGACACUGGAAGCGACAUCGUUUGGAUCCAGUGUGCUCCGUGUAAGAAAUGUUACUCUCAGUCCGACCCGGUUUUCGACCCGAGGAAAUCUAGAUCUUUUGCUGGGAUUCCCUGUGGGUCACCGUUGUGUCACCGCCUUGAUUCUCCGGGUUGUAACACUCAGAAACAGACGUGUAUGUAUCAAGUUUCUUACGGCGACGGUUCUUUUACUUUUGGCGACUUCUCCAGCGAAACGCUGACGUUUCGUCGUACUAGAGUUGCACGCGUCGCGCUAGGAUGUGGCCACGACAAUGAAGGGCUGUUCGUCGGCGCUGCUGGUUUGUUAGGACUUGGACGUGGGAGGUUAUCGUUUCCUUCACAAACCGGUCGCCGGUUCAACCGGAAAUUUUCUUACUGUUUAGUAGACCGGUCUGCUUCUUCCAAACCGUCUUCUAUGGUUUUCGGGGACUCGGCGGUUUCCCGAUCCGCUCUGUUCACUCCGUUGGUGUCUAACCCUAAGCUGGAUACUUUUUACUACGUCGAUCUCCUUGGGAUUAGUGUGGGUGGGACACGUGUCCCUGGUAUUACCGCUUCUUUGUUUAAACUUGACAAUACCGGCAAUGGCGGUGUUAUAAUUGAUUCCGGUACAUCCGUUACCCGUUUGACCCGACCCGCGUAUAUUGCUUUAAGGGAUGCGUUCCGAUCCGGAGCUUCGACUUUGAAGAAGGCACCGGAGUUUUCACUGUUCGACACGUGUUUUGAUCUGUCUGGAAAAACGGAGGUGAAAGUUCCGACGGUGGUUUUGCACUAUCGCGGUGCAGACGUGUCUUUGCCGGCGUCGAAUUACCUGAUUCCUGUGGAUAGUAACGGGAGCUUCUGCUUUGCUUUUGCGGGUACGAUGAGCGGGCUGUCAAUCAUAGGAAAUAUCCAACAACAAGGAUUUAGGGUCGUUUAUGAUUUAGCGGGUUCACGGGUCGGAUUCGCACCGCGGGGAUGCGCGUAAUCAUCACCCGUUGUGGUGGUAAGAGAACUUCUUUUUUCUUUAAUUUUUGCUAGGAUUAUCAAGUCUCAGUAGUUGUUUGUUUACUUGUUGUAUUAAUUAACUUAUCCAAUUUGUUAACUAAAAAAGAAGGGUAAAAUAUCCCAUUAUAAGUGCAAAUUUUAGUUUCAUUUUAAAACUAAUUGCCAUUGAA
This is a messenger RNA of Mercurialis annua (annual mercury), 1702 nucleotides long. RefSeq names its product aspartyl protease family protein 2-like. Gene Ontology annotation, biological process: proteolysis. NCBI's taxonomy places the organism in Eukaryota, Viridiplantae, Streptophyta, Magnoliopsida, Malpighiales, Euphorbiaceae. Gene Ontology annotation, molecular function: aspartic-type endopeptidase activity. The record is from RefSeq and is a predicted model, not a curated record. The transcript has a single exon. Bases 76 to 1512 code for a protein of 478 amino acids.